GGCAACUAUCAAAUUAGCUGCAAGUCCCUGUCUGUUCCCUUCCUAGUAAUACUCUGUAUGUUCAAGGUAUGUCCAAGGUAUGUCCAAGGUAUGUCCAAGGUAAGCAUUCCCAGACCUCAACCCCACCUGCCUUCUUUCUCACGACCCUUUCUUUUCUUUUCUUUUCCUCCACGUCACUCAAGUCAGUCACUCAACUUACGCAGUCACUCAUUCGUCCAUCCGUUCACUUAUUCAUCCGUCGCUCCCUUCACCGACGACAGAAAUCAAUACAUACAUAUCCGUGCAGUCUACGUUCACGGAGGACUGAUCGCACUGGGCAUAUGUCGUAUUAAUAUGCAACUGUCACCGACUGCAUACACAAAGCCGUGAAUCCUUGCUUGAAGUUGCUUAACCACGCAUGUUGUCAUCCACUGCCUUGGAACCAGAAAGGAAGAGGGCUGUGAUUGAUGAUUGAUUGAUGAUUGAUUGAUAGCUUACCUUGCCUACUAGGUACUUACAUACUUAUAUGCUGCACCACCACCGCAAAUCUGCAACUCUCAUUGCAGGAUUGUGGGAUUCGGAAAUCUUUCCGAACGUUAAUACCUCUUGUAUAUGCCAUUUUGCUCGCACAAGUACUUCCAUUGCACUUGUUUGGCCACCUUAUUCUUACUUCAACGUUCUUCUUAUGCAGCUCCCCGCAUACCAGGUUGUCAUCAUAACUGGCUCCUCAUUUAUAUCCAUUUCUAUUGCUUCUCCCAUUUAUUUUCUGCUAUACCUAAUCGCGUUUGCUGCAUGCUGAUCGAUCUGAUGACCAUUAAUAAACUACUACGCAAUAGAUUUUCUUUUCAGUUCCAAGAUGCCUUCAAUAUCUUCCCUCCUGAAGCAUAGAAGCGAAAGUCAAAAUGAAAACCGCAUGAGCUUGAGUUUGAGCGUGACUCCGGAGAAGUUACAAAGAAAAUCGAAGCGCAACUUCUUUCGAAACCUUUUCAAAAUCUCUAGCUUCUCCUCCAAAGACAAGCCGGGGAAGGAGCAGUCCGUGACAAUCCCAAUGCAAACUCCUCCAACCAACCCCUCAAGUCCCAUGUCGAAUCAUAAUAAACCUCUUCCGCCGCCACCACCUUCAAUUAAGGAAUCUGCCUCUUCGGAAGGGAUAUCCUCUAGACCUUACAAGAAACUGGAUAGGAUAAUUUCACCUCUUACGGAUCAAGAGCUUCGCGAACUAUUCUCAGGAGCUCCCCAGUUCUAUGCACGUUCCGAAGGGCAUCAUACAGGCGCACCGUAUCCUAAGAUAGCUUUCCCUUGGGACUCAAGUUUGCAGAUACGAGAUCUAUCCGAUCAUGUGCAAAUACAAGACGAGGCAUGGGGUUGUAUCACAGCGUGGCCGCAUAUCACGAGAGAAGCCCCGAUAAGCCUGGAAGGUGUGAAAGCUACUGGAAAGCGUCGUGCCUAUUUUAUACCACGAUGUCGGGAACGACCGAACAUGCUCAGUUUACAGGGCAUUGAAAAGGGAACUAUAGGGUACCAAGCGGCUUUGGAGUUAGGUGUAGCCGAUGCGUUAAAAGAGCCCGAAGAGAUACAGCCUGAUUCCGGGCCUUAUUCACUUUUCUAUAGGCGGAGGGGAUUCGCAAAUGGCAAGGAUGGAAUAAGACCUCUCGAUGAGUCUGCUGUCUACGAACAUCUCAUGGAUAUCGGUGUCUCUUACCACGAGGAUCAAAUGCAUAGCCGCUCUACUGUCGAGUUGUAUUCCGAACUAUUCACACAGAUUCUGUUUCCACCUUCUAGAGUUACCGAUACAGAUGAUCCUUAUAGUCUGCAGGUCCAAAUAGAGGUUCUUGUGAAGGUCUUAGCUGAACCUAAUAUUUGGGUUGAUUUUAGCUUUGUAGAGUGGAGAAUUCGUCUUGGACAGAUACUAUGGGGCCAGCAACUCGAAAGUGAUCUAGGAGACGGCACCUCUAACAAUAGUGAAUUCACUAAUGAAUCUGAGGAUCAGAAGUAUUGGCUGUUGUUGCAAAUACUACUUUCGUGUGAGUUGUUAGUACGACUUGAUACAGUGUCUCAGAAUAUCGAUAAUGGUCUUGAGCCCGCUAAGCCCGCUGAUGUCAAGAAGCUCGAAAAAAGCAUGACGCCCAGUGUUAAGUGGUCACUUAUCUUAGCUCGAUCCUGGCUCGAAAACAUUCGCAUUGAACAAAAUAUCUCCGAAGUUAUUCCAGAGAGGAAAGCUUCAGGGUGGUUGGCAUCGUUAACUGGAACAUCAGCCUCCGCUGAAAAUAGUGCACCGCCUGAAAGUGUUCAAACAUAUCAAUUUCGUGGGAGAAAUGAGACUCGACAAUUAGCCGGACUAUUACACUUUGCAAAAAAAUUAAAAUGGCCCCAUUUGGAUGAAUUGAACGCAAAGGUCUCGUCAAAUGAUAUAUACAUCUCCGAUAGUAUUCAAAAUACACCAUCUACUGGAACACCCAUGUCGGCUUCAACACAAAAAACUUCCUAUUUCAUGAGUCAACGGCCUAUUCCGCGACGAGGCCUAUCAAGAUCAACACAGAGAAUGUCUGCUCUGAUAAAUUCUUCUGGUUGGCUGUCAAAUUCUUACAUUAGUGGCCUGAUGCUCCCCGGUGAAGGUCUAAGCCAUUUUUUAAUCUCAACAUUAUUAGAAAACGAUGAUGCUGCAGUUGAAAAAUUGGGUGACGAGGCCAAUCUGUACGGUGGGUUUGUAUUCGGCCAAAGAAGCUUUUGGAGCACAGCUUGUAUAAUUGGUCGAGUCUUGGCCGCUGGUAGAAACUCGUCUGAAUGUAUGGGAUGGAUAUCGUCGGAUGUCAAACCAAGAGGAAUCUCUGGCGAGGCUUGGGUUAAUAUAGAUGUAGAAACAGCAUCACUGGAAGCGAUAGAUGCUACCACAGAAAUCCCUAGAAUCCUUCAGAAAGCCGACGUUGAAAGAGAUGGAAGUGUUAUUGGUGGGGCAGAUCCUUUAUCAAUACUUCCGGGUGAUUUUGUCGCAGUCUACGAUUCCCCGACAUUGCAUCCUCCAUCGAUAACUUUCGAGUCAUUAGAUCUUUUCGCCGUUGAUUCAGAUGAGACAACCCCUACUGAAGAAGAGCCAACCCCCCAGACAGAAAUAACAACAGUGCCGAGUAUCAAAACAUACUCUGCAAUGAUGAGAUUUUUAUUAAGUCUCGAUGGAGACGAUAAGAAGGAAAUCAAUGUUGCUCUGACCCAUGAUGUUCAUUUUGUCACCGCUCAUCCAUGUGUAAAAUCUCACAGUAUCGAAGUCUUGAAGUCUCCUACAAGUCCAUUGUUCCAACAAAACGGUGAUGAAAGCGGUCAAAUUCCCAAUCCGAAUAUGGGUCACCCCCUUCACAAAGCUUUCACAUACGCAAUCAUACCUCUUCACCAUAUCCUCACAUCCCCAGCAUCGAAAUCUCUUUCAUCUCUACUUGUCUCACCACCGAGAUCACCAGUCGAAGGAGGUUAUUCGGCAACUAUACAGGCUAGUACUCAUACUACUACAAGUAAUAUCCCGAAAGUUUUGGUGAUAGAUUGUGCGAGUACCAUGUUACCGCCUUCGCCUCCUGAUGAAACGGACGUGGACUUAAAUGUGGAUGCUGAAAGGGAGACUGGGAUUGUGGAGAGGAAAAAAGAAUUUGGAAGUGAUGCGGAAAUGUUGGUAAGAGCUCUAUGUGCGGAAAGAGGAUGGAAUGCAUUGAUCAGUAGGAGGAGGAGAAGUUGUUUAGCCUGUGCAAUUAGAGAGGCGGGGGCAAUAGGAUGGGGGGUCGUGAUUAGAGUUUAAGUGUGAUCAACUGAAGGAAGCGGGUCGAUUUGGAGAUUUGAAACAGGGAAAGGAUGUGUGUUUGUGGAUAUGUGAUAUGAAGAGAUACAGAGAGAAGGAAGUGGAUGGAUGGCUAUACGAUUCAUGAUGUCAUGAACAGUGUGUUUUGUUUUUACGAAUCGUUAUGUUUUAUUGAAGCGUUAUGUUAAGUGAUACCCGCCUUUUGGCACGAGGCAGUUAGUUAAUAGUAAUUCAUGAAAUAAUGGAUAUGUGUGGGUUUUA
Molecule: messenger RNA, 4021 nt
Organism: Botrytis cinerea B05.10
Lineage: Eukaryota; Fungi; Ascomycota; Leotiomycetes; Helotiales; Sclerotiniaceae
Exons: 4
Coding region: 836-3760 (974 amino acids)
Source: RefSeq, a predicted model, not a curated record